AUGUCGACGCAGAUUUUUUUUGUGGACGGGCUAUGGCUUUGCCUUCGCCCAUCGUUUAGCAGCUUUGUUCGAGUUCCUGCCGCGUUUCCGUUGUCGAAGAAGGCCUGCAAAUUUCACUGGAGCCGUUCUUUAAGCAGGCCGGUCUCAAUCGCAACGAAACCUCAACAUGAUGCCUCGCAACACGAUCAAGACUUGCCAGAGGAUUUAGCAUUUACUCAAGAAGAGCAUGCAAGCGUGCCACAUGGGGAUAUACAUUCCAAUGCCAAUCCCGCUACCUCACAAGGCGACUUCUCACACCACGGGGUGACUCGUCCCAAAAGGCCUGCUCGAAGGCUAGGCUCCGAACCCCAAGAAGUAUAUGAGGCAAGAAUACGAAUGCGACGACGGAAUGUUGGUUCAAAUGUCGAGCUACAAACCAAAUCUACGGACGUCCUUGAAAACAUGUUAAACAAGGUAGUUGGGAACAGGCCGAACCACACAGCUGCUCUGCGAGUUCUCAAUGAAUUGAUCGAGCGCCGACAUAUAAAACCGCAAAUACAGCACUAUCGGGCAUUGAUGCUGGCAAACGCUGAUGCAAUGUCUGGGUCAGCGGUACAUGUGAAGAGAAUUUUAGAGGAGAUGGAGGAGGUUGGAAUUCCGACCGAUUCGGCGACCCUGCAUGCUGCGUUAAGGGCCCUUGCUAUUCAUCCAGAUUAUUUGCUUCGUCAACAGGUCCUGCACACCCUUCGUGAUCGGUGGUUAUCGCUCAGUCCCGCUGGCUGGCACAAUCUUGUAACCGGUUUGCUUCGCGACAGGAACUACGAAUUGGCAUUGGAUAAGCUUGAGCGAAUGGAAGUUCAGGGCAUCCAAGUCAAGCCGUGGCUGUAUGCACUUGUCGUUUACAACUUGGCGGAUGCCGAAGAAUUCGACGAGGUAUUGAACCUGAUGGAAACGCGUGUCGCAGAAGGGCAGCAGUUUUCGACGAAUCUUUGGUUCCAUAUGCUUGACAAGGCGAGUGCUGCAUUGCAUCAGGGUUUAACGAGCUACAUAUGGAAACAACAAGUGCUGCGGGGGUACUUGAUCCCUUCCUAUGGUGUGUGUAGUAACGUGCUCGCAAUCUGCGCUCGCACGGGCGAUGUCGAAUUGGCAAUUUCGGUGUUCGAUGUCCUAGGCCAGCGCAACGCUACCUUUACUUUAAACGAGUAUGAAUCGCUCCUUGACACGUACGUGACGGCUGGAGAUGUUGAAUCCUCCCUUCGCGUUCUAUGUACAAUGGAGAAAACGAACGUUGAUGUUCGCGAACACUCAACUCGCUCUCUUCUAUCCUCCUUGCUUCCAUCGGAUACGGGAGUCAAAGACGUCUGGCAGACGCUCAAGAGGUUCAAAGAAGAGGAAAACAUGAGUAUUCCUCUUGCUGCAGCGAACCUGGCGGUUGAACUCGCCGCUCACAAAGGCGAUGUCGACGAAGGGAUGAGCAUAUACCGUGAAUUGCAUAAUGUUUGCUCCUCUGGCCCAAACACGUUAACCUUCAAUCACCUUUUCAGUAUGUGUCACAAGGCCAACAGGGUCGACCUGACCAGCUUCUUUCUCCAAGAAAUGCAGCUGCUCAAGGUAUUACCAAACCGAUCCACGUAUGAGAUUUUGGUUGUUUUGUGUGUGGAGUUGGGAUAUUUCGAAGAAGGCCGUAAAUAUCUGCUUGAGAUGACACAGUCUGGGUUUUCAUUGACGGAAACCGUGAAAGAGCGAAUCAGAGCGAAGUGCGCCAAGUCGAAUGACGAUUCUGCGAAGCGCCUACAAUACGAUGCUGCAGUGAGAAAGCCGAUAUCAAGAGGUUUUAGGAAAGUGAAACUUAGGCUACCAAUGAAGGGUUCAAGGGUUGAGAAGGACACAUCCCCCGCGGCUACUAGCGAAGCUGCGAGAGAUGAUACUAGUGACAGUGUGAAAGCAGCACCGAGCUAGGGGAACCUCCCAGCAGCUGCUACGAAGAGCGUGGUGGAGUAAGCAAACAAGAAGCUUGGACACGUUACUUUCUAAUCCUUCUUGGGAAAAAACUGCUAAAGUUUUGAUUUUCAUUGUUUUACGGCAAAGAAGUUGCAAAUUAGCAUCUUGA
Coccidioides posadasii C735 delta SOWgp is the source of this 2089-nucleotide messenger RNA. RefSeq lists its product as uncharacterized. The record is from RefSeq and is a predicted model, not a curated record. Gene Ontology annotation, molecular function: protein binding. Lineage: Eukaryota; Fungi; Ascomycota; Eurotiomycetes; Onygenales; Onygenaceae.